Messenger RNA from Suillus discolor, 1014 nucleotides. RefSeq lists its product as uncharacterized. Lineage: Eukaryota; Fungi; Basidiomycota; Agaricomycetes; Boletales; Suillaceae. Bases 1 to 1014 code for a protein of 337 amino acids. The record is from RefSeq and is a predicted model, not a curated record. The transcript has 2 exons.
AUGGUCAGCGCCAAAAUAUUCACCUCCCAGCUGGGAGUCGACCACACUACUGAUUUCUAUAAUCUCAUUCAUCCAUGUGAGGGGGCUAGUCCCUCUACGAACCAGGAACCUCAGCACCCUUCCACACACCCUCAGCACCCUCUCCCAAGCCCACAUGAUGCUGGCAAUCAGUGCAUUCCCCCAUAUGUCCCCCCUUCACAGCACCCCCCUCAUUACACUGGCACUGAAGGCAAUCUGAUUGACGAUCUGGAUGGUGACCUCUAUAAUGACCCUCAUGCUGAUGAGGACGAGCUUGGCCCUUUCUCUGCCCCCCUCGGCAAUGUGCUUGAUACGUUGGAUGGGGACAUCAAUAUGUGCGAUGAUGACGAUGACAGGGAGUUCAACUCCCAUUAUGAUGUCAUCAUCCUCAAUAGUCCCCCCAAAGUGGUGAGACAUAAACAGCAGUACAUGGCUUCUCCUUCUCCCCCUCCUGCCAAUUCAAAUUCUUUUAUUCUCCCACAGAAGUCCCAGACACCUGCAUACCAUAGUCGCACGGUGUUUGGUUCUGCUUCACCUUGCAGCCAAGCACUAGGCAGACCAUCCUCAUUUGUUUCACCAACAUCACUUUCUGCAAAGCCACAGAGCUCCAUGAGCUCAAAGAAGAAGAAGACCUCAACAACAGACAUAGAGGACUACCUUGACAUGCUCAACAACAAGAUCUCAAACAUCCAGAGCAACAUGUCUAAGCGCCGAGGAAUGAGAAAUGAGUGCUAUGCCAUCAAAAUACAUUACCAAUCCCAGAAGAAGGAAUUCCAGUGGCACUGCAAGUCUCAUUCGCAAGAAGUCUUCCUUUCAGCCACUGCACAUCAACACAAGCAGGAGGCUAAGGACAAGGAUAUCCUCUGCCUUCAGGAUGCAGCUGCCUUGCAGGAAAAGGAGGCUGAGACUUGGCACCUCAAGAUCCAAUAUCAAAGCAUGAUGAUGCAUGCUGCAGAUAAAGAUGUUGAUCCCUCGUCAUUGUCGCCAUCAGUUUAA